Messenger RNA from Sciurus carolinensis (gray squirrel), 1173 nucleotides. RefSeq lists its product as uncharacterized. The transcript has 4 exons. The coding region runs from base 1 to 618 and encodes 205 amino acids. The record is from RefSeq and is a predicted model, not a curated record. NCBI's taxonomy places the organism in Eukaryota, Metazoa, Chordata, Mammalia, Rodentia, Sciuridae.
AUGUGGCUCAAGCCCAAGGAGGUGCUGGUGAAGAACCCUGAAGCUCUGGGUGGCCCAGAGGAGCAGCGGCUACUAGAUGCCACAGCAGCGCCGCGGGCACAGCGAGGGGAUUGGCCACCUCAGCGACCGCUUCGCCGGUUGCUCCAAGCCGGGGGUUGGGACCCAGAAACCCGGGAGGCGCCUCUGCAGCCUGCUGGGCUGAGAGGGGCUCGGGGUGCGGCGGACGCUGCCUGGACGGCUGGGCGGGCUCCGCGGGCUGCGCGGGGCGGGGCCGGUGCGUGGCUGCGCGGGGUUCGCCGGGAGCGCUCCUCCUGCUGCGCUUGCGGAAGUGCGAGCACUGGGCACCCGCGGGCCUGCGUUUCCGUGCAGCCGCUGUCCGCCGCCUCCUCCAGAGCGAGCUGGGCCACGUGCGGCCCUGGCCCCAGCUACGGCUACGUGAACAGGGGCACCAGAAGAAAGGGAAAGAAGCUCCAGGAGGUGCUGCUGAAGGACGCCCUGAAGCUCUGGGUGACCAAGAGGAGCAGCUGCUCCUUCAUCCUAGAGCAGCGUGGCGGGAGGCUUGUGAGUUACAAGGGAAAAAGGAAUAAGUUCAUGGUGCAGAGCCCAAGCAGCCACUAACUUAAGAGACCAAGUGAACAUCACCAGGAGUGGAACAAGUUGAAAUUGUGUCCACCUGAGAGGAUGUGAUGCAUAGCAUUCCUUCUGUGAGGCUGGCCAGAGACUUUAACCUGAAUCUAAUCAGCGUCAGGCAAGCCAAAACUGGGAUUUGAUGCUGAAGAACUGGCCAGUAAUCUUUGAAGCCGUCAAGCUCACGAAAGUCAAAGGGUGUUGAGGAUGCAACCCAGUGCCUCCCACAUGCCAGACAGGUUCUGUGCCACUGAUCCCCAGCCCAAGUCCCCAUAUAUACAGUUUUGAAUUUGGAUCUUUUCCUGGGGAUGUGCCCUAGUCCUCUGUGAUGUGGGGCAGGCCCCAGUCAGCCUGGGAUCAUGAUGGCCGUCCAGUGACAGAGUGCCCUGCUGCCAAGGCGGGAGGAGCAAGUGGAUACAUCCCAUGCAUUUCCGAGUCACAGCGUGUUUGUUCCCCUUAGGAUGGGUUUGUGAGGCACUUGGAAACUGGCGGGAUCUGAGGAGCAGAGGGUAGGAAUGUCCCAGCGUUAACUUUCUGAAUUGUGGG